Messenger RNA from Anoplophora glabripennis (Asian longhorned beetle), 4283 nucleotides. RefSeq names its product polycomb group protein Psc-like. The record is from RefSeq and is a predicted model, not a curated record. The coding region runs from base 436 to 3915 and encodes 1159 amino acids. Lineage: Eukaryota; Metazoa; Arthropoda; Insecta; Coleoptera; Cerambycidae. Gene Ontology annotation, molecular function: promoter-specific chromatin binding. Gene Ontology annotation, biological process: negative regulation of transcription by RNA polymerase II. The transcript is spliced from 7 exons. Gene Ontology annotation, cellular component: PRC1 complex.
AUAGGUUAUGUUUGCCGUUAAGGGCGAUUGUUGUACAUUUUCGAACUACGCGAGUGUUUAUUACCACUUUGCUUUUUGUUUUGUUGCCUGCCGGAGAGGUGUAUGCGAAUUUUACCCCGAGUUUCCCCACUGAUCGAGGUAUUUUUAGUGCAAAUUAGGAAAAUUUGUUGAAUGCCUUUCACGACUUUUAUUUAUUGUGGCGAAAGGCAUGUUGCCGUGAAUCUUAAUCGAAAUAUUUUUAGUGAAUUUCAAUGAGGCAGAGUUGGAAAUAUUUGUUUUAAAUUUGAGUGCGCUGUGCCUAGCUAAAGUGACAGUGCAAACAAAAAAAGUGUGGUGCGCUAGUGGAAAUCAAAAUUUCUUGGAUUACAGUGUCUUUAGGAUUACCAUGAGGAUAUUAUAGGAUAUUACGACGCAAACCAAGGUUUCACCGUCGACAUGGAGUUGCCCGCGAGGAGGCCGGAGAAGAUAAAACUGAGGGAGAUAAACCCUUAUCUGACCUGUUAUCUGUGUAAGGGAUAUCUAGUAGACGCCACCACUAUAUCGGAAUGUUUGCAUUCGUUUUGUCGAAGCUGUAUCAUCAAGUUCCUGCAGGAGAAUAGUUUCUGCCCCGUCUGCGAGGUCAUCAUUAACAAGGCCAAGCCCAAUUUGAAAUUGGACAAGACCCUUCAAGACAUCGUUUACAAGUUGGUGCCCGAGUUGUUCCUGAAAGAGAUGACCAGGCGGAAGCUGUUCUACCAACAGUAUCCCCAAAUAGCCGUCAGGGUGUCUCCGGAGGAGAGGGGGGAGGACACUGAGAGGACCAUCUUCAACCCCAAGGACUGUAUAAGCCUUUCGAUGGAAUACGUCAGCGACGAUUCCACGCCGGGCGCCAUAUGCCUACCCGGCACCAAAAACGGGCUGGACAAAAACAAGAAUCUCACCGCCGAGGAGAACCAAGCACUCAUGAAGAGGUACCUGCAAUGCCCUGGCAUGUGCCGCGUGGAAGUCCUCAAAAAGUUCGUUAGGAACAAGUAUAACGUCGAUACUAAUCGUUUCUACAUCGAUAUUUUAUACAAACGAGUACCCCUGCCAGAUCACUACACUUUGAUCGACAUAGCAUACAUCUACUCGUGGAAAAGGAACGAACCGAUGACGUUCUAUUUCCGGAUCACCGACAUCAACAAGGUUUCGGAACGGUUCGACUUCUUCAACGGUUCACCAGUUCCCGAAUUCGUUAUGAAAACACCUAGCAGGACUUCUAGGACCAACGGGGAGAGGGGUUCUGCCAAGAGGAAGGAGAGCGCGAACAAGAGACCUUCCAAAGUCAACAAACAACCUAGUCAAGAAACCACGAGUGAAUGUGAUAGGAGUAAUAGUGAAACAAAGAUAGAAAUACCUAGUGAGAGGGGUGUCGGUGAAGUUAAAAAUAAAUGUGAUAGUAUCGGAGACAAUAAAAGUGGCGAUAGUAAUGGAGAAGUGGUUAGUAAGUCUCUAAGUGUAAAAGCGACUAGUAGUAAUGUAGACAGUAAGAACGAUAAACCGGUACAGGUGGAGAAAAAAGCGAAAACGGUCGAAAAACCCGCGGUUGUGGUCAAUACGAACCCUGCUAAAGUUAUCCCAAAUACGAAAGACAAAGAUAAAACCGACGUCGUUCAGGGCAGCAUGCUGCUCAAGCCGGAAAUCGCGGAACAGAUAAAGACCAAGAUCCAAAACGACAAAAGUGAUGUCAAAAAUUCGGUGUAUACAAAUAUUACCCUCAACAGGACCAACAACGUAGAGAUCAUCACCAAGAUCCAGAAGGUGUCCAACAAAGAGGGCCAACCGAUCGGCCUAAAUAUCAUCAAGCAAACAGUGAAAAAAGGUGGGAAAACUGGAGGUGCCAGCCCAGUUCAUAAAACAGCGACGAAGAAGGUCGUCAACGAAAAGAAACAACCCGAAUCCAACAAAGUCGAAAUAGUAAAUAAGAUCGAGAACGAAAAGGUAAAAAAGGAUCAGGUGCCGACUACUAGCGAUAGUUUGGAGGAGGAAAAACACAAGUUCUUUAAAUCCAUAGAACUCACGGCAAAGAACGUCGUGCAAGGCAUAACUACAAAGCAGAACGAAACCUGCGCCUCCUCAUCCGGACAGAAAAGGAAGAGCUCAAGUCCCGUUAAAAACGACAAAGCGAAAAAAUCGAAAGUCGACAAGAAACCUACCACGAAAAUCAUCAUCCAACCGAAACCACCCAAUCAUGGAAAACCUAGCAUACCCAGCCAACAUCGUAACAGCGGGUUGCAGUCUUUUAUCGAUAGCUGCAAGAUAAAUAUUCCCUCAUCUUUAUCUAUUACCCUGAAAGAAACUUCUGAAGGUAGACCGCCACCGUUAGUCCCGCCCACGAAGAACUAUAUCGAAAUCUUAAAGCUGGAUGAAAAUGAGUGCACAAAUACUGAAUCCGCACCUAAACCUGAAUCAGUAGUUAAAACGGAACCGGCAUCGAGGCUCUGCGACAACGACAGCGAACAGAAGGUAGACCAAGACCUGUCGGAAAUCGCGAAAAGCUUAACGGAGAAGAUCCCAAUGUCUACGACAGUAUCGCAGAUAGUGGGACCCAAACCGCAGUUCCAAAUACCGGUAAAAAACAACGCUCCUAUUAAGUUUCACAUCCAACCGUCUCCAGUACCUGAAGUACCCUGUAAAGUCUUGAACAUGCCCAAGGACAAUAAACUCAACCCCAGGUCCCCGCAGACCUUCCAGAAGAUAUUCGAGGAGUCGAUUAAGAAACCUGACGAGAAUGCGACUUCUCCCGAGAAAAACAAGCAGAAGGUGUUGGAUUUAACUAACGAACCAGCAAGUGCGCCGAGUGUUAAGAGGAACAUCUUGGAAAUCGCUUCUCAGUUGUACAAAAAGACCAAAUUGGAGCAGGAGAAAAGUACCUUACCAGAAACCAAAAGUGAUGAAUCAAACUCUUCCGCACCAGUGCCCAAAGUUCCUAUACCAAGAUUGCCUAGCCAGAAGGUCUCAAAAUCGAGACAGAAAUUUGCUGGUCCUAGAUUCGAGGUGGCAGAUGCAUUAAAAUUUCCUCAAACACUUACCAAUCUCCACUCGAACGCCUUGGGUUUGAAUUAUACCAUCUCAGUCGGGCAAAAUAUCGCCCCGAAAGUUAACGGGAUAUUAUCACCUGUUAAGAAAGAAGAAGAAACGAAGACUGAGAAACUUUGCAAACCUCCAGUGACUUCCAACUCCUGCGCAGCCCCUAAAGAACUGCCAAGUGCGUCUCCAAGACCGAACAUGAAGAGAUCCCCUUGUCUGAAUUACAACUCUCCAAGAAACUCCCCUAAGCACUCGCCCAAGUCUUCUCCAGUCGUGAAGCACAUGUACGCUCCAACACCCAAUCUCAUGGACCAACUAAGGGUUCACACGCUCAACCAAAAGAUUCCUUCGCCGAAACUGAACAAUUUCUCGAAGUCGUCGCCUAAUUCGUCCAAAUUACCAUCGCCAUCUCAAAAAUUACCGUCCCCCUUGUCUAAGCCAAGCACCCCCUCUCCAAAAACUAGUCUUCCCAGCAGCAGCAACUCUGCAGUGAAACCUCUCCAACCCGGUACCUCCCCUAAAACCUCCGAGGCCUCGCCUUCUUCUAAUUCCUCUAAAAACGCUCCUAAGCCUUCGUCCGGUAGUCAAAAUUCCCCCUUGAGUCCUAAUCAGAUCUUGGAGAAGUACAACAUCCAGAAUCUGGCCCAGUUGACGGCCAGUUUGAACUUCAAUGCGGCUAACUUCGGCUUGAACCCCAACAAUCAGUUAGCGGCCUUGCAACAUGCCAUGUUGUUGAAACACUUCGAGAUGCAGAACAGGCAGAACUGGCUUAAUAUGAAUCAGGGACCUCUGUUGCAGUACGAGAAGUAUUUGCAGAGUCUAAAAAGCAACCCGAAUCAACUUCUGGGUAAUAUCAAGGAGAACUGACCUCUUAAAGUUGUUAUUUAGUUAAUUAAGGACAAUUCUAGCGAGCGUUUGAAAUUUUUUCUACGUCCAUUUUUGUUUUUUUUUUUGUUUGGUUAACGCUCUUUAUUGGGAUCGUUGUCAGUUAUAACUCGAGUUUUUUUAACGUUGCAUGGAAUAUUUUGCAUGACAUAUCGUAUUUUUGCCAUCUCUAAUAUUUUAAGUAAAAACUUACAGUUACAAAUCGCUCGAUUUGUUUAUAUCUUCUUUGUCUCCAAUUUCCGGUUCCUUGCGGUUUGUACAUUUUUCAAUUUGAAGGUUCUCUUCCCAUUCGUUGUAUAUUUAUUAUUUUGUUUAUAUCCCGAGGGUUUUGUUAAUGUUCUGUAUUGAUU